AUGAGUUGGUGUGCAUGAGUUUUAUGGAAGUGUGUGUUGAAAUGUUUCUUGUGCGUCUCUAGAAAACAAACAAAACGUUUGUGGCGUUUUUUGGAAAAUUCCUCUUCGAUUUUCUCGCAUUUUUCACAAUAAAUCAUGGCACUGGCUAAGCCGAAAUCUGAACUAACCCCGGAAGAGUUGGCCCGGCAGGAGGAGGAGGAAUUCAACACGGGGCCCCUUUCUGUGCUCACGCAAUCUGUGAAGAACAACACUCAGGUACUCAUAAACUGCCGCAACAACAAGAAGCUUCUGGGACGCGUAAAAGCAUUCGACCGGCAUUGCAACAUGGUCCUUGAAAAUGUGAAAGAAAUGUGGACGGAAGUUCCCCGGACCGGCAAAGGAAAGAAGAAAGUAAAGCCCGUGAAUAAGGAUCGCUUCAUCUCAAAAAUGUUCCUCCGCGGAGACUCAGUUAUUCUCGUCCUGAGAAAUCCAUUGGCUACCGUGGCGGGCAAAUAA
Messenger RNA from Lutzomyia longipalpis, 495 nucleotides. It is a transcript of the gene SmD2, whose product is annotated as probable small nuclear ribonucleoprotein Sm D2. Bases 136 to 495 code for a protein of 119 amino acids. The transcript has 2 exons. Lineage: Eukaryota; Metazoa; Arthropoda; Insecta; Diptera; Psychodidae. The record is from RefSeq and is a predicted model, not a curated record. Gene Ontology annotation, molecular function: RNA binding. Gene Ontology annotation, biological process: spliceosomal snRNP assembly; RNA splicing. Gene Ontology annotation, cellular component: U5 snRNP; precatalytic spliceosome; U2 snRNP.